AUGGCACUUCUACGUGGAAGCAAGCUCUCUGUAGCUCAAAUCGCUCUUGUGGUCGCUCCUGCUUUUGUUUUAUUCGGCUAUAAUCAAGCUGGUGUUGGUGGACUUCUCUCGCUUCCUGACUGGACAAAGACUUUCCCAGAGAUUGAUACCACGAACACCACAGGAUCCGAGAAGAGUGAUAAUGCGACCUUGCAGGGCUUGGUUGUUGCGACAUUCGUCCUAGGAGCCUUAGUUGGUGCUUUGGCUUGCAUGUACAUCGGUAAUUUCCUCGGUCGUCGUAAGAACAUCUUUUUGGGAGGUGCUCUGUCACUUGUUGGAGAAGUUCUUUGCACUUCUUCUUACGGUCUUGCUCAAUUCAUCGUCGGUCGCACAAUAAUCGGACUUGGUGUUGGAAUUCUGAGCGCCACUGUGCCUGUAUGGCAAGCUGAAUGCAGUUCAGCUGCCCACCGAGGAAAGCAUGUCGUUCUAGAUGGUUUAUUUAUGACAUUCGGAUACACCCUUGAGUCAUGGGUCAACCUUGGAGCAUCGCAAAUUAAAUCUGGACCUAACAUUUCCGCUUCGUGGAGAUUUCCGUUGGCUCUUCCAAUCGCAUUAUCGAUCAUGCUGAUGGCUUGUAUCUUCACGAUGCCCGAGUCCCCUCGUUGGCUUAUUCAAAUGGGGCGUGUUGAGGAAGCCCGUUCCAUUCUAUCGAAACUAAAAGAUCUCCCAGAGGAUGAUCCUGUGAUCAAUGCUGAGAUUGAUGGUAUUCAAUAUACCCUAGAAGAGACUACUGUGAAAAAGGCCAGCAUGAAAGACAUGUUUACCAUGGGACCAGAGAAGCUAUUCUACCGGUUCUGUCUCUGCAUUCUCUUGCAGUUUUAUCAACAGAUGUCUGGAAGCAAUCUAAUUUCCGUAUAUGCACCAGUCAUUUUCCAACAAAACCUCGGGCUUGAUGGUCAGACUUCGAGAAUUUUGUCGGGAGGGACCUUAACAUGGAAAUUCCUCUCUUCAUUUGUGGCUUUCUUCACAAUUGAUCGUUUUGGCCGACGACCUCUAUUCAUGUUCAGUGGUGUAGGUAUGGGAUCUUGUAUGCUUGCCCUAGCCAUCUCAACCUCGUUCCCAAACAGCAACAAAAGUGCGGGUGUUGCAAGUGUCUUUUUCGUGUUCAUGUACAACUUCUUCGUUCCAAUUGGUUUCUUAGGUGCAAACUUCUUGUACUGCGCCGAGGUGGCUCCAGUCAAGCUGCGUGUUAGUAUGUCGGCUAUUUCGACCGCCAACCAUUGGCUUUGGAACUUCGUUGUUGUUAUGGCUACCCCAGUCGCUAUCGCCAACAUCGGCAAUUACUACUUCAUCCUGUUCUGCGUUAUCAGUUUCUGUAUUCCGCUUUCGGUAUACUUCUUCUACCCCGAAACUAUGGGUCAGAGUUUGGAGCAGAUCGAUGCAGUUUUCCGAGACAACAACAAUCCACUGGCUAUUGUCGCCGCUUCAAAGAUACUCUCAAGCGGAGAUCCUAAGAAAAUCUAUCAGGAGAAGAAAUCGGAGAGCCGAGUGGAAAAUGUCAUUUCGGGCAAGGAAGAUGUUUAG
Molecule: messenger RNA, 1563 nt
Organism: Glarea lozoyensis ATCC 20868
Lineage: Eukaryota; Fungi; Ascomycota; Leotiomycetes; Helotiales; Helotiaceae
Product: MFS general substrate transporter
Exons: 7
Coding region: 1-1563 (520 amino acids)
Biological process (GO): transmembrane transport; carbohydrate transport
Cellular component (GO): membrane
Molecular function (GO): carbohydrate:proton symporter activity
Source: RefSeq, a predicted model, not a curated record